AUGAAUCGCUCAAAAAAAGGAGGAAAAUAUGUCUCGGCCAUCUUCAUCCACGCCGGCGCCGGUUAUCACCGUCGCGAUUUCGAGAAACCACAUUUGAAGGUGUGCGAAGGUGCGGCUAAGAUGGCAAUGGGCAUACUCCUCAACGGUGGCUCAGCGGUCGACGCCGUUGAAAUCGCGAUUAUGUACCUUGAGGAUGCCGAAAUAACCAACGCCGGCUACGGUAGUAACACGACUAUUGAGGGGACCGUUGAAUGUGAUGCUACUGUGGUCGACCACCUUGGCCGGAGCGGCGCUGUUGGUGCCGUCGCGCAGGUGAAGAAUCCUAUCUCGCUCGCGCGCGCGAUCCUUGAAGCGUCAAAAGAGCCUCUGACAUUACAUCGCGUGCCUCCGAACUUUCUUGUGGGACCCGGUGCUACGGACUAUGCGUAUGAACUAGGGCUUGUAGUCCUCCCCCACGAUGGGCUGAUAUCAACUCCAGCAAGACAGAGGUGGUUGCAAUGGCAAAGGGAGCUCAAAGAAGCUGAUAGCCGACAAAGGGCUCGGUCACAAGGCUCGAACGAAAUCGACAAUGCCUAUUACCGUCGUGCAGUUAGGGGUCAUCCGACUCAGUUGCCCGCGAGCCCUUCCAGCACACAAUCAACAUCAACAAGCUCCGUUAGCCCUCAUGUGGACUCGAAUCACGCUAGUGCAAUAAAUACAUCAAGCGGCAUGCAGUUAGCAUCAGACAACCAGGCCCCAACUGGCAUAAAAAAGGCUAAAAGUGACACCUCAAGCGGUGGCAUGUCUCCAAUUCGAUCGAGCCUCAAUUCGUUUAGAAAUACAAUCUUGCAGCCUAAUCCGCUGAGGGCCGGCAUGCACGCAGGGCAGAUGGAUGUCGAUUCAUCGUCUCUUCCAUCCCAUGGCCGCGAUGGAUCACACUCCGACUUUUUCGGCUGCACAGAGGAUCGUGUCAGUGAUACCGUGGGCGCUAUAGCUGUGGACAGCUUUGGGCACAUCGCAGCAGGUUCUUCCUCUGGUGGGAUUGGAAUGAAGCACAAGGGUAGAAUCGGUCCUGCGGCUCUUAACGGAAUUGGCACCAGUGUCAUCCCCGUCGACCCGAAUGACCCUGAGAAGACCUGCGUUGCGAGUGUCACUUCGGGCACUGGGGAGCACAUCGCUACCACCUUAGCCGCAAGCACCUGUGCUUCGCGGGUCUAUUAUAGUCAUCGAAAACGUUCCGACGGUACCUUUGAAGAAGUACUCGAGGACGAAGCCAUGGGAGCAAUGAUCGCAGCAGAUUUUAUGGGCCAUCCGGGUGUAAAAGCCAGCCAUUGUGAGGGCUCUGUUGGGAUCAUGACUGUCAAGCGGACGGUAGACGGGAUAUAUCUAUACUUCGCACACAACACCGACUCUUUCGUCCUGGCAAAUAUGAGCAGCGAAGAUAAGAAACCGGCUUCUGUCAUGUCUCGAAGUAAUGGGAACGGAAGCAUCGCGCAAGGUGGAAAGGCCUUCCGGGUUAAGAAACUUGCAUGA
Messenger RNA from Aspergillus nidulans FGSC A4, 1512 nucleotides. Its product is annotated as protein ahrA. Gene Ontology annotation, molecular function: threonine-type endopeptidase activity; hydrolase activity. Bases 1 to 1512 code for a protein of 503 amino acids. The transcript is spliced from 5 exons. The record is from RefSeq and is a predicted model, not a curated record. NCBI's taxonomy places the organism in Eukaryota, Fungi, Ascomycota, Eurotiomycetes, Eurotiales, Aspergillaceae.